AUGCAUGAAGAAACAUCGUCAGACUUUACCAAAGUUGACAAUUUGGUAAUCACGGAGUCUUUACGAACUAAUCAACAUUCAGGUCACAUACUAACCAAACUAAACAUUAAAACCUUAACCCAAGACAAUCAUAAACAACAAAUGACUGAGUACAAUCAAUCGGCUAAUAAUAAUUGCACAUUAACAAAAGCAACUAACACAGUAGUUCGAGAAACAGUUGAAUCAAAGCUUAGAGAUUUCGUCACUCGUAGGCAUGAUUAUCAUAAAGAAACUUCCACUAUCGUUAUGAGUUGCAAAGAAGAUAAUAUUAACAACAACAAUUGUGACAUUCCCAGCACCUCAAACCAUACCAUCGGUGUCGGAAUCAUGUCGCACAAAAAUUUUGAGUUGAGCUUUGAUCAUCAACCAUCACCAUCAUCGCUGAAUUCAUGCGACACUUUAUUAAGUCCCGUAGAAGCUCCUUUUGGUAGACGUUAUGCUGAAAUUUCACAAUUCAAAAACCAUCCCAACAUUGAAUGGUCGAUUGACGAUAGCAACGAAGUUAAAGAACAAAACCAAGCAGAAAGUUUUUAUGACGAUGUUGAUACUUCAAAACCAGAGACAGUGAUGGAAGUGACAAAUAAGGAGAAAACCGAUGAUGAAGAUCUGCUUUUGGCAAACGAUAAUCUUUCAAAAGAGUUCUUCGAAUCGAAUGCUGAGUCGAGUUCUGAUGGUGGUGUGUUGGCUGAAGGUGAAGAUGAAACAUCGAGUAGUGAAUCGGAAACUUCAUGGUCGCCAAGUCCACAAUGCAGCAUCACUUUAAUGGAGCGACUCUUACAGACUCAUCCAGUUUGGUUCUUACCCGGCUUACAACGAGGUGGAAGUGUUCAUCUGCUUCAAGGAAAGGAAAUCGGUGCUUUUAUAGUUCGUGGAUCAAGCCAAAAAAAUACAAUGGCGAUAUCUGUGAGACUUCCACGUGAUGCGGGCCCAUAUAUUGAACAUUACUUAAUUCAAUCUCAAGAUGGUCUUUUGAACCUUGAAUCAUCGCGUUUUAAAUUUGAUUCGAUACCAGCAUUAGUUGCACACUAUUCAAAUUGUUGUGAUGAGUUACCAGUUCAAUUGUCACUUCCAAGAGGUUUACGUGAAGCUAAAAAUCGACAACAAUUGAUGUCACUGGCUUUGCUUGGAUCUGAGUUUUGGAGAUGUCCAAUUGCAUCACCAGAGAUUGAAGAAACUUCACUUAAUAGUCAAAUAAAGUCGCCAACAGAAACGAGUGGCAUUAGUACUAUGGAGCUUACGGGCUCCUUAAAGCAGAAGAACAGUAUUUUGAGUAAACUUAAUUUAAGAGGCAAUAACAAUACAAAUCAACAGUUGGUCGAUACACCAUCAGACACCGCGUCUAGUCUGAGUAGUUUUGCAGUCAGUGGUGGUCAAUCGCAAAUGUUAAGUCCACUUUCACCCGACAAUGUCUUCAUAACAAGUCCAACUGUUGAGUUUUGUAGCAUGAAAAGCAGCAGUAACUCAAUCAAUAAUCUGAAUAGUCCCUCGGGUAUCAUUGGCAGAACAAGCACAUUCAAAGCGCAAACUUUUUCAUCAUCACAAAAAAUUCCACAAAAUCGAGAUGUGAAUUCCGAUUUUCAACAAAAUAUUGCUUUGAACGAUGUCGCUACAAAUAAAAGGGAUGAUGUUCAUAUCGAGGAAUUUGUACAACAACGAACCCGACCAACUCCACCCAACACAUUAAAUUUAGCAAUCGCCAGCAGAGCACCAGUUCCACCAAAACGAUGGCUUAAACCAUCCGGAUCGACGACAAGUCCAUUUGUGGAACAAAAUACAAUGCAAACAAAUAACAAUUUCACUGUAACCACAACAGUAACAUUUAAUGUAUCAAAGCAACAGCAACAACAUCACACGUCGGAAAUCGAAAUUCCGCCGAGAAAUAAUGUGCCCAUAAUAUCAGAACGUCUUUCACCCGAAGGCGGCGAAAGUAAAACCAACAGCGAUUCGAGUCUUCAAAAGUGGGAGCAAGCCAAAUCGUCAUUGAAUCAGUUUAAGAACGAGAGUAUGCGAUCAAAACGACAUAACGGAAGUCGACGUAAGGAAUCAAAACAUUAUCAGGAAUCAGAUAUAUUGGAGUCACCUUCAGUUUAUUGUCGAAGUAAUUUGGGUGAUAAAAUUAGUGAUUACGAGGAUUUGUGGACUCAAGAGAACAAUAAUUCACGAUCGAGUCUCCAUAUCGCUUUGGAAACGUCAUCGAAAAAUAAUGAAGCUUUAACAACGCCAAUGGCAAUUUCUCCAACUCAACUGAUGACACCAAUUGUGGGUAGUGAAGUUGCAAUCACAACAAAUAAUUCACAAAUUAUAACGACAUCGAAGUCAAUCAUUGACAACAACAAGAAAAGUCCAUUUUAUUCCGAUCCUGUUGAUGUCGUUCCUUCAUUUCUUCAAAUUGUUCGUCGUGAACCCAAAGUAAAUCUUUUGCCAACAUUUCAUCGUUAUUCGGAGCCACCAAAAGGUCAGUUUGAAGAUUUGAACUUUCAUUCGUCGCCUAUCGAAGUGGAAAAAGGUUUCCAAUCAUCAAUCAUAGCUGGUUCAUUGGAUCAUUUGAAGGCACCUUAUAAACCAAUUAACAAUCAUCGAUUGGAUCCAACUUGGACGGUAGACUCAAGUUGGGAGUUUGUCGAUGCUGACAAGAAUGAUGACUCAUCGGAAACAAGUUCAGUGAGAAACAUGAAGCAAAUAACACCGCAGAAUUCAUUGAGAAAUCGAAACGACAAUCAACAGAAGAAAAUGAUGAACACUUUCGAUCGACAGCAAUGUGGAAUGAGCGUUGACUCUUAUUUGAUGAACAGUAAGAAGUCAAAUGUUUAUAAAAUGGUCGCUAAGAAAUAUCCAGAAAUUAACUUAAAACCCUCAAUCGUUCCUUCAAACGCCAUUCCAUCAACAUGGCAGACUUUCGAUAGUGAUUGCAGCAGUAAAUUCCAGCGUUUGUCAUCGUAUGACAAUGUUGAACAACAAUCGGUUUAUGGUGGAUCGUAUCAAAAUAGCGCACCAUCUGAAGACGGAACUUUGUUCUCUGAACCAUGGGACAGCUCACAAUGGGACACGUUUAUGCCUACAACUGACGAUUCAAGUACGAUACAUUUGUCAAAAUGUCGUCCGGCAAUUUCGGAAGAUGAAACUAUUAUGGAAGAUUCCAGUAUCGUGUCGAAGAGUCAUGCAAAUACAAUUCAAAAGAAUCCACUUAUCAACACACAGAAAGUCGCAACAGUUCUGAAACAUCGAAGCAGUUAUUAUUAUCGUGAUCGGGAAAUCUUAAACGCGAGUCAAGUUGAAGCGUCGGCGUCAACAAAAACAUCAGAGAAAAUUAAUCCAAUUAUAAAGUGGUUCAAACAAUUAAAAAAUGAUAAGAAAGAAGAAAAUGGUGACGAGUCACAACAGCUGAGACAAGAAAUUGACGUGGUACCAAAAACAGAACUCUCGGCAUCACGCCAAACACUUAACAAUAUAAACAUCGCUCUUCAAGUCGGUGAAUCGUCUGGUGAAAGUAGUGCAAAAUAUGUAGGAGAUGAACAUGAAAAAACCACGUGUUGUAACAAUAAAUAUUGUUGUGCUAAUGAAGAAGGAAAUGAUGAAAAUGAUGAAGACAUUUCCAUUUCCGAUGACUUUAAUCUUGAAUCAAUAAAAACUUUGAAAACAACAACGACGCCAUCUAUCGUUGAGAAUUUAAGAUUACCCACUGAUAAUAACAGUGAAAAUAGUUCAAUUAUCAACGAGACUGAUUGUCGUCCAGGAGCAGAAGCCCUUAAUUAUGCUUUUGAAGGUGAUGAGGAAAAAACGCAAGGAAAAUAUGUUUGCUUGAAGAAGAAACAUGAACGUUUUCAUUCUGACAAUUCUGAUUUGUUUACAACCACUGACAGUUUGGAUUCAAUUAAUGAUCAUUCAACUCUUAAUUACGAGUUGUUAUCGUCUAUCGAGAAGAGACUUGACUCAUCAGAAUAUAAUAUUACGAAUUGUCAAAUUUACAAUGACAAUGUUAAAAGAAUUAGAGAAAUGAUGAGUGAACCACCGACAAAUGAUUGGAUUUGCGAGGAUUUCAACGACGAUAAGAUAAGCACUCGAAUGGACGCUGACACGAAAACAAUUAAGGAAUUCUACAGGCUCUGCGUUCGUAGUCAUGUCUUGAUACACUACCUUGAUAUUAAAGUUGAAGUUGGUGAAUCGGAUGAAGUUUACGAAAGUAGUUUUGAGAACUUCAUCAAAUGGCUUUUCUUCCGAGGAAAAGAAAUGACGGAAGAGCAUCUAGUAAAUAAGAGUGUAUGGAUUCAAGCAAUUUUAAACUUCUUUCGAAAGAAGAAGCAUCCUCGUAACAAAACAGAAAAGAACGAUCCCGGCGACGGAGUGGAGGCAUACACACUAUCAUUGGCAAAAGACGAGACAUCAAUAUUCGCAAAAAAUAUCUACAAUUUUAUCGCAUGCACACGAGAAUCACGAGAGAAAAUUCCACACAAAGUGAUGAGAAACAUCCGUCAAUUCAUGAAUGGAAUGAAAAAUUAUCUCGUUAAACAUGGCGAAGCUGAUUUCGCGAUUGAAGUUGACAAAGCACGAGCAGCAUUAAAACCCGAUGAGUUUUUAAAUCUUGAUCAAAUUCUUGAAGGAGUUAUGCAUCAAUUGGUCGUCCUUCCAUUGAAAGAACAUUUGAAUGAAUUAUUUGUGGAAUAUUACGCAUCGCGAGGUGACAUCGAGUUGAUUAUCAACAACAUGAAAUAUGGGGAGAGCAAAGAUCCCGAAGCAUUCGGUGUUAAAAAGGGACUUAAAACGCCAUCGCCUCAAGCUCUUGCUCGCAUAUCAAUGUUGUUUGCAAAACUUCAAGAGGCUGAAUUGCCGUUUGAUAAAUUAGAUUUUCUUCUCACCGCCAUGACAACAAUCCUCGAUAGCACGAGCGAUCCAGAUUCUGACACUAAUGAUGCACGACACUUUGGAUGUGACGAUUUCUUGCCUUUACUUGCCUACGUCCUUUGCAAGUGUGGUUUCCACUUUGCGGAAAUCGAAGCUGAGUAUAUUUGGGGUUUGAUGAUGCCGACGAUCAUGAACGGACAAGCUGGAUACUACACAACUGCUUUGUGUAGUGCGGCUGUCAGUUUAAAGGAAUUCAAGCAGCAAUUCGAUAAUAAGGAAGGAUCCUUGCCUCCAAAUAAUUCAAUUGAAUGUUCGGUGCUCCGGAUCAUCAUACCAAAUGAGUACAAUGGAUCCAUUCAAACGAAAACGAUUCCCGUUCGUCCACACACGACCACAAGAGACGUUUGUCGAGUUAUUGCACACAAGAGUCAAAUAACCAAUCCAAUGGACUACGGCCUCUUCAAACUUACCGAUGGAGAAGAAACUCUAUUGAUGGAUAACGACUGCCCACAGGAUAUUCGAUUAGCAUCAGCUGGUAAACAUUGUACCCUCGUCUUCCGUCGAUUCGACUCCAAAAUUGCGUGGCCAAAGCAGUAAUUAAAAAUGCAUUAAAUGCUCAGCCGUCGAGAGCAAUUUGUUCGAUUAAAUAAACAUACGAAAUAAGAAACAAAAUUAAAUCUUAAGCAAAAAAAGAAGAAAUUCGCCGAUAAAAGAAGAAAAGGAAAAAAUUACCACAAAAUUACAAAUUGCUUUGUAAGAAACCACAGCGAACCAUCGUUUAUCCAUAAAAGAAUCUUUAGAAGUUUUUUCUGCCUUUCUGGAAUCUCCUUUGGGAUUACUUCUCGUUAAAACAACAUCAUUUAACCAAACACAAACACACAUGAUGGGAAAGAUUCGAAUACCCGGUGGAAUGUUUCUUUUUUCCUUUUCCUUUCUCUCGAUCCCCUUUCGAAUCUUUAUUAGAUCCACUGGAGGCGAAUACAUUAGAUCCUUGGAGCAUAUAUGGGAACUCGCAUCAAACGCUGCCAAUUUAACAAAGCUAUGAAAACAGUAUUUUCAUUCAAUAUCUUUACGCAACUCCCCGGGAAAUUCUCUUAUUUAGAAGUGAAAAAGUAGAAAAAAGAAAUGAAAUGAAGAAAGAAAAAAUGACGAGAAUGAGAUGAAAAAGAAAUGUAUUUUGUAACGUAAACUUUUUAUGGAUCUAAAGACGAAAAAAGAGAAAUGUUUAAAGAUAAGAAUGUGAAGAAGAGAAGGAUGGAAAAUCCCUGGAUUUUUAUUACGGUAUAUUUAUUAAAUAUUUAUAUAAAUUAUACAAGGACGAUUUACACAUACAUCUCUUCAAAUAUAUCCACCCUCGUUGCGAGGAUUUCUGACGACAUUAAGACAUCAAAUACCGUGCAUACUUUAGCAUACUUUACUUACAUAUAUCUGAAUAGAUUUAUUCUUUGAAUGACAUUUGCAUAACCAAACAUCCUUUUAUACUAAAUAAUAAAGAUUAAGGAUAAUUUCUUUUAAAUAUUACUAAAUAUCUAUUCUGGAAAGGCAAUAGUUGGUAAAUCAUAUAAUUAAUUAGUCUUGUAAUCGAUUUUAAAUCUAGAAGUUGGUUUUUUGAUACAUGAUUUUACAACUUAAAAUGAUAAGCGAGGAACAUGAUGAUGAUCAAUUGCAAUUAUUUUAGUUUACGCUGUGAUUAACCCGUAGAAAAUAGAUGAAGUUUGAUUAUCUAAUAUAUUUGUUUUUGUGUUAAUUUAAGAUCAUUUCAUAACAUUUGACAUCAACAUUUUUAUCGAACCUAAUUGAUUUAAAUUGAUAAAAUUUCAUAAAGUCAAAUUACUGGUCUUGGAAAUAAAUUUUAUAUCAUCUUGUAAAUGAUUACAAUUGAAGGUUGUUCAACUCUCAAACGUAAAAUUCAAAAAUCAAAGUUGCCAAAAACAGAAGUCAAAUUAUUUUUCAGGGAUGUUAAAGCAGAAUCGUGCUUGCCUAUAAAAGAAUUAAAAUUUCAUUUAACAUCUCUGUAGGUUUUCAGCUUUCACUUGUAAUCAACACACCCCAUCUUUAAUAAUAAGAAUAAUGAUCAUUGACAAUUUAAAGAGACGACUUUCAUUACAAUUGACCAGAAGAAUAAUUUAAAGUUAUUAACCAAAAGAUGAUAAUUGAAUUCUUUAAAUUAAUUGAUAGCUAUUGUUGUGAGUGAAUUAAAUGGCAAUGAGAUUUUAUUGAUCGAACCGAAUGCAUAGAAAUACAUAAAAAUAUUAUCGAGGGGGACAAA
Clunio marinus is the source of this 7147-nucleotide messenger RNA. The record is from the annotation of a GenBank genome assembly. Lineage: Eukaryota; Metazoa; Arthropoda; Insecta; Diptera; Chironomidae.